Puntigrus tetrazona (Sumatra barb) is the source of this 1826-nucleotide messenger RNA. RefSeq names its product nuclear envelope integral membrane protein 1 (gene nemp1). Gene Ontology annotation, cellular component: nuclear envelope. NCBI's taxonomy places the organism in Eukaryota, Metazoa, Chordata, Actinopteri, Cypriniformes, Cyprinidae. The record is from RefSeq and is a predicted model, not a curated record. The coding region runs from base 83 to 1399 and encodes 438 amino acids. The transcript has 9 exons.
CAGUGCAGCAGGUGGCGCUGUUCAGAGCGCAAGCCUAGUCGGUAACGUCACUCCAACCGUCGAAGAAACGCGAGAAGACAUCAUGGCGGGAUUAAUGAAAUCCGAAAGUGGCUUUGGAAUCGAAACCGUCAGAAUGAAAGUUAUCUUGACUGCUGUGUUGUUUUUAUUUCAUUUGUCUCAAACGUCAGGUGCCACACGUCCUGUUAUAGAAGUUAAAGAUGGACAAGAAAUCAAAGUACAAGGCCCACAACAUUUUUGCUACAAUAAUUCUAUCAUACCUGGAUGGAGGGAAACAUGGACUAGAAUACAGGUGAGAGUGUGGAGCACUGUGAAGCUGAAGGUGACUGUGGUUAAUGAUGAGCAGGACCUGCAGGAACUUGAGCAUUUCAGCAUCUGGAAACUUGUGCAGUACUUUGUUCGUGAACAGACCAAUGAGACCACCGUGAGCGUCAGUAUUUUUAACAACAAGACUUGUUUUAGAGUGGACCCUUCAGAUUCCCGAACACUUUAUACAGUACAACCUAGUCACCAUUUUGACAUCUACUUGUUUUUGGUUUUUCUGGCUGGACUGUCGCUGUUCUUUUUUGCAGAUAUCCUGAGCAGAAGUCAAGUGUUCUACUACUCUGCUGGCAUGAGCACUGGAAUGAUCGCCUCCCUCAUCAUCCUCAUCUUUGUUAUUGGCCGUUUUCUACCCAAGAAAAGCCCAUUCUACGUGCUGCUGAUGGGUGGAUGGUCUUUUUCUCUCUACGUCAUCCAGCUGGUGUUUAGGAAUCUCCAAAUCAUUCUGAAAGAUCACUGGCAUCUGGCUAUCGGUUACGCCGUUGUGGUUGGGUUCAUCAGUUUUGCAGUGUGUUACCGCUAUGGCCCCCUGGUGGACAGGCGAAGUAUCAACAUCCUUUCCUGGACGCUGCAAAUCUUCGGCCUUCUGCUGAUGUACGCUGGCAUUCAGGUCCAGCAAGUGGCUCUGUCUAUCAUGGUAGCUGCAUUCUGCUCCAAGAACUUGGAGUACCCUUUAACUAAGGUCCUCGUGCUUUAUCACAAGCUGAGACCAAAGAAACUCGAGCCACGCCGUCUGCUGACAGAAGAGGAGUUUCAGAGACAGUCAGAGGUUGAGACUCAGAAAGCUCUGGAGGAGCUUAGAACAUACUGCAGCAGUCCUAAGUUCAACACCUGGAAGACUGUCUCCAGGCUCCAGUCUCCUAAGAGGUUUGCAGACUUCGUCGAGGGUUCUCCGCAUCUGCUGUCCAAUGAGGUAUCGGUUCAUACACAGGAGUACGGGCUGGGUGGAUCGUUCUUUGAGGAUGAGCUGUUCUCCACUGAUGAAGAAAAUCAGGAGCAGGAGGAGGAUGGCGGCUGGGAGACUUAUGAUGAUCUCCACGACUCAACACCGCACGGGUGAAAUGACCGAUGAAGCGUGUGGAAGUGUUUCAUUUAAGCGGACCUGAAAUCUGUUCAAAAGUAGCAUUCACUGUUCUUCUGUAUGUACCUUCAUUCAGACAUGAGUGUCUGAUGCAUUCAUAACGGACUGCCAACAGUGAAAAUAGCUCAUGGGAAAGGCCAAAAGUUGUUUAUUUUUCUGAUUAUUCUUGAUUUGUCUUUUUAUUUGUUUGAAGUUAUGCAGAGACCUCCUGUGGAAGCAGGGAACUGUGCAUGUGGUGCUGUUACAUGGACUGUAUUUUUAAGUUACUAAUACUAAAAUAGUGGAUCAGAAGAGGCACAUACGUUAUAGUUUUAUUUUGUGGCGAUUGUCUGGAGCUCUAAGUCUGUUUAGGAUCAGAGCAUUAUUUUUUGUAUUAAAGAGUAAUAAAAGAAAUACAGUGUCUUGA